UUUGUUUCCCUCAUUUGUCAACAUCUCUUUUGAUUGUGAUUGUCUAUUUUGAUUAAAUGAUUUAAUUCUCAAUCUCUUUUCCAUAUCAAUGUCAAUGUUAUAUAAUCUGUUGAUUGUUCGCGUGUUUCCUGGUAAAUAAUUAAUCAAAAUUGAUGAUAAACAAAAAGAUGCAAAGUGUCAAGGGGAACAACAUAAUCACCAAUAGUUGAAUUGGUUAACAACAGAAAAAGGAGGAGAACGUUAAUCAAACUGGAAUUUGUUGAUUCAAUCGAUACUUAACUUUCUGUUAAUCCAGUUUAUCAUCACUAUUCCAUCUUCAACCAUUAACAAUUCAUCUUCUUCUUAUUUCCAGAAUUGAUUAUUUAUUUUCUAUUCUCUCUUCCAAUCUCAAGUAUCGUUCUUCCUUUCAACAAAUCUUGGAGUUUUCUUUUUCUCUUUUGUUGUUUUGUUGUUUCUCCUUCUCUCUGAUUAAUUGGUGGCAAUGAUUCAGAAAAAAUGGACACUCAGUGUCCUUAUCAUUCUGACCACUAUUCCAUUGGUCAUCCAAUCAACAACUGACAGUGACUAUAAAAUAGGUGUUGGUAUCGGUGACAUAACCGGACCAGCAGCUGAGAUCAACAUGAUGGGAUAUGCUAAAAGUGGCCAAGACACGGCUGGUAUUCAUUUCCGUUUAUAUGCUCGGGCUUUUAUCAUUGUCGACACACAAGGGUCUCGUGUUUGUUAUGUGAACACCGAUUUGGCGAUGGUUUCGCAAGCGGUUCACAAUGAGGUUAUCAAACAAAUAGAAGACAAAUAUCCAGGAAUCUAUUCGAGGAAAAACACUUUAAUUGGUGCGACUCAUACACACUCUGGCCCAGGGGGUUUUCUUCAAUAUGUACUUUACAUUAUCUCCUCUCAGGGUUUCAUUUGGCAAAACUUCAACGCAAUCGUUUCAGGAAUCGUCAGGAGUGUUGAUAGAGCUCAUCAUAACAUUCAACCUGGUAAAAUCUUUUACAACGAAGGUGAAUUAUUGGAAUCUAAUAUAAAUCGGAGUCCAGCUUCGUAUAUGAACAAUCUCGAUGAGAGACGAAAGUACAAACAUGAUACGGAUAAACAAAUGCAAAUAUUGAAAUUUGUUUCCAAUUCUAAUGAACCGAUUGGCCUGUUAAAUUGGUUUGCAGUUCAUCCAACUAGUAUGAACAAUACUAAUCGUUUAAUCAGUGGGGAUAAUAAAGGUUAUGCUGAAUAUUGUUUCGAGAAAUUAAUGAACCAGAAUUCGUUACCUGGAGAAGGUCCAUUCGUUGCCGCUUUCGCUAAUUCCAAUCAAGGUGAUGUCUCACCGAAUAUAAAAGGACCCAAAUGUACCAACUCUGGUAUUCCAUGUGACAUUGAGACAAGUACUUGUAAUGAAAGUUCAGAGAGAAGAUCAAAUAUGAGAACCGGCUCGUCAAUUCAAACCGUAAAACGAUUUGACAACGUGCGAACUAUAAGAAGACAAGCUCGAAGACGAUAUGAUACCGAUAAUGAUUCAAAUGAGAUUCUUGGAAAUUUACAUCGACGUCGACCUCGUGAUUCGGAAACAUUUGAACGUAAUAUUAACAACGAUACUUUGGUUAAUGAUCCUAAUAAAGCGCCAACUCCUCCAGCCGAAAAGGGUGUUUGUAUCGCCUCUGGACCAGGACGAGAUAUGUUUGAAUCGACUAAGAUAAUCGGUGAACGACAAUGUACUAAAGCAAAAGACCUUUGGGACAAUGCCAAGACCACAAUUAAUGGACCAGUAGAGUUUAUUCAACAAUAUGUCGAUAUGUCCAAUGUGUUGGUCGUUCUUUCUGACAAUUCAACUGUGAGAACCUGUCCACCCGCUAUGGGCUACAGUUUCGCCGCUGGAACAACAGACGGACCUGGAGCUUUUAAUUUCCAUCAAGGAGCCACCCAAUCAACACCUUUCUGGAAUUUUGUUCGGGAUUUCAUCAAACGACCAAGUCCAUCGAUGAUCAACUGUCAUUACCCCAAACCGAUUCUACUUGACACCGGAGAGAUGAUGUUCCCUUAUCCAUGGCAACCCUCAAUACUACCAGUACAAUUGUUGAAAAUUGGACAGUUGAUAAUUGUUGGUCUACCGGGUGAGUUUACUACUAUGGCGGGUAGACGAGUUCGUGAGACUGUUAAAAAAGAGUACGAAAGAAUCAAACCAGGAUCAAAUGUGAUCGUAACUAUCGCUGGUCUUGCAAACGCGUAUUCAUCUUAUGUGACAACUUUCGAGGAGUAUCAAAAGCAACGGUACGAAGCUGCAUCAACCAUUUUCGGUCCGCACACUUUGGCUGCUUACCAACAAGAGUUGCGUAUGUUAACAGGCCAUUUAGCCGCUAAGAAGGAUGUCGAAAAUGGACCUUCCCCACCCAAUCUAUUGGGUAAACAAAUCUCCUUCAAACCUGGAGUAGUUAUGGACUCCGCUGGUCGAGGUAAAAAUUUCGGUGAUGUUUUGGUUCAGCCAGAAUCGAGGUACAAACGGGGAUCCGUUGUUACAGUUUCGUUUGUCGCGGCGAAUCCUCGUAACGAUUUACAAACAGAGAAAACAUUUCUAACUGUUGAAAAAUUAGAUUCAGCUAAACAGGAAUGGAAUGUAAUUGCUACCGAUGGUAAUUGGGAAACUAAAUUCUUUUGGAUCAGAACGAGCAGAAUUUUGGGCGAAAGUGAAACGAUAAUCACAUGGGAUAUUCCAGCCAAUUGUGAACCUGGAAUCUAUCGGAUUAGACAUUUUGGUGUCUCUAAGAAUCUUUUGCAAAGACUAAAUCCCUAUGUCGGUGUUACUAAUCCCUUCCAAGUCGAUCCUUAAUCUCUUAUAAAUGAUCCAAAAACUAAAUUAUUUAUUACAAUUAUUUUCUCUUCUAAAUUGAUUGUAAUUUUUUUCUACCACCGUUUAUAUCCAUCUAGUCAUAUGCGAAGAAAAUUAAUGCAACAAAUCCGAUUACAACCAAUAAAUCAAAAUGAUUAACAAUUAAA
This is a messenger RNA of Panonychus citri (citrus red mite), 2982 nucleotides long. RefSeq names its product putative neutral ceramidase C. NCBI's taxonomy places the organism in Eukaryota, Metazoa, Arthropoda, Arachnida, Trombidiformes, Tetranychidae. The record is from RefSeq and is a predicted model, not a curated record. Gene Ontology annotation, biological process: ceramide catabolic process; long-chain fatty acid biosynthetic process; sphingosine biosynthetic process. Gene Ontology annotation, cellular component: extracellular region. Gene Ontology annotation, molecular function: N-acylsphingosine amidohydrolase activity.